Messenger RNA from Schistosoma mattheei, 1719 nucleotides. The record is from the annotation of a GenBank genome assembly. NCBI's taxonomy places the organism in Eukaryota, Metazoa, Platyhelminthes, Trematoda, Strigeidida, Schistosomatidae.
CGUCUCACUUUUGAUUGGAUUUGGAACGAGAGUUUUUUCUCUAUUAUCGUCACAUAACUUUAAUGCACCUUAAUUUCUAUUGUCAUGAAUAUUAAUCUGAAUAUUUGCAAUGUAACUAUUACUGGGUUAGCAUUUUUCUUUCUUUUCGCUGCAUUUCAAACAGCAUCCUUGACUGCACAAAAUGUUUUGGAAGCUGUCUCAAAACAGCGCAACAACAGUUUUGAUGGCACAGGUUACACUAGCUUAGCAAUUGUGUAUAUCUCAUUUGGUUUAUUCAACUGGUUUGCACCAAUUGUUGUAAUGUAUCUGGGAGAAAAAUAUUCUAUGAUCGCCGGUUCAUUUUGUUAUGCUUUAUACAUUGCUUCAUAUAUUGAACCCUUUGAGUGGAGCCUGUAUUCGGCAUCUUUGGUAAAUGGAAUCGGUGCAGCAGUGUUGUGGACUGCUCAAGGUGCAUUCAUUACCGAUUGUUCUACCAAAUCUAAUUUAAAUCAACAUUUCAGUCUGUUCUGGGGAUUAUUCCAAGCUAAUCAAAUAGUUGGUGGUUUGUACGCUUACCUAUCACUAUCGAAUAUAGAUGAAAUCUCUCGCACAUUACGUAUUCGGCUUUAUGGUGGAUUGUUGGGAUGUGCUAUUUUUGGAAUUUUAUUAUUAUUCACGCUGAGAAAGCCUCAUAAAACAGACAACAUUUCACACCAGCAGUUAAUUAAUAUGGAGACGAAUUCCUCUGGUGAUAACUUGAGUGAAUUAACUCCAGAUUACUCAACAAUACAAAAUCGUUCGACAGUUUUUCAGUCGACUUUACACUCUUUACGUAGAUCGGUUAAAAUUCUAAUCACAAGACCAAUGAUUUGCAUUCUUGUAGCAGCAGCAUUUACUGGUAUUAAUUUAACGUUCUAUUCAAGUCUAUAUGCUUCUGCGUUAGGACAUUGUUUACAUUUCGGUAGAAAUGCAAAGUCUUAUAUUGGAUUAGCUGGCCUGUUUAUUGGGAUUGGAGAAAUUGUCGGUAGUUUCUCUUCACAUUUAACUCGGUGGAUUCGUUUAGAAGGAGUUCUAGUUAUUUUUGGUUACAUCAGUGCAAUUGUAGCUGGCUAUUUCACUUUCAUGAUGUUACCGACAAACAGUUCUAUAAAAGAUACGGAUGAGCUGUCUUAUAUUACUCCUAAUGUCUAUUUGGCUAUGCUCAUAGCAUUUUUGUUUGGUGGUGUGGAUUCCGUGUGGAACACACAAAUUUCUACUUUAAUUGGUUUCAUUUAUGGUGAACAUGGAAGGGAUGUUACAGUUGGGUUUGCUUUAUUUAAAUCUGUUCAAUCUAUCGUAUCGGGAAUUGCUUUUGUCUAUAGCACUUACCUACUAUUACACUGGCAAAUACUCAUUUUUGUUGUAAUGGCUACUAGUGGUUUGUAUUGCCUACUCAGUGUCUAUUGGUCACAUCUAUCUCGCUCAGUAAAUUUGAUCGCCUAGACUGAACGAGCUUCUCCAUGCUAAUGUAACAAAACAUUAACACCUCAGUGCUCAAUAUAAAGUUAACUGUGAUUACUCUUGAAAACCAUCUUGUCGUUAUUAUUUAUCCUUUUCUAAAUUGACAAUGUUGAAGAAUUGUUUGCAUAGGAAAUUGGCUUUUGUGCACAUUUUCUUUCCUAUGUUUUUUUUAUUUAUUCAGUUUGUUCUCAACUAUCGAUGAAUUUUAUUGCAAUCACGAUUAAAAAUAAUUACGACUUA